AUGGAAGAAGAAGAAGGAGAAGAGUGGGCCUGGCUGUACCAACGUGCGCGCUGGCUUGCACGCACAUUGCUGCAGAAUGGCCAAUCGAGUUCUCCGGCUCGCCGCCGCUAUGCUCUGGCUUAUCCUGCUGCCUCCAGACCCACUGCUGCUGAGUUAGAAGCAGCAGCAGCUGAAGUUUCGCAGGCAGAAAUAGAUGAGCUGUCGAAGGCCUGGCGCGGCAUGUAUCGCCGAGGGGAGUGGCCGGCCGAGAACAAGUAUCAGAUCGUCUCGACCGAGGACGUCGACUUGCCGCAGAUCGAAGCCGCAGGCCAGCUUUGA
Molecule: messenger RNA, 318 nt
Organism: Saxophila tyrrhenica
Lineage: Eukaryota; Fungi; Ascomycota; Dothideomycetes; Mycosphaerellales; Extremaceae
Exons: 1
Coding region: 1-318 (105 amino acids)
Source: RefSeq, a predicted model, not a curated record